Myxozyma melibiosi is the source of this 2186-nucleotide messenger RNA. RefSeq names its product acetyl-coenzyme A transporter 1. The transcript is spliced from 2 exons. The record is from RefSeq and is a predicted model, not a curated record. Gene Ontology annotation, cellular component: membrane. Lineage: Eukaryota; Fungi; Ascomycota; Lipomycetes; Lipomycetales; Lipomycetaceae. Gene Ontology annotation, molecular function: acetyl-CoA transmembrane transporter activity. The coding region runs from base 100 to 1881 and encodes 593 amino acids.
CACAUCACUCACUAUCUCCUUCACACGCCUUCACUCCUGCCAAGUCACGAAUAAACUGCAAACAAGCCCAAUUGCACCCGCUUUCUCUUCUUCUAAUCCAUGAGCGUGCCGCGUGAACGUCAGCCGUAUUCCACCGCCGACUCAGAAGAGACAUCGAAAACCAGCAGCAGCGAGCCUGCUUCCGAGAUGGGCGAUUACUACAAAGACAUCGACGUCUCCCUCGAGCUCGACGACCUCGGCGCGUCUAACUUUGACGGCCAGCACCAUCUCUCGCUGCCUCCCCGGCCGCGCUCGACCGCUGCCUCCUCCCGUCUGCCGCAGUACGACGACGGGUCCGAGGCUGAUAAAGGACAUGGCGGUGCUGCGAGCAAGGCUGCUGACAAGGACGCGCCUGCGAAAUCGCUCUGGCAGCUCCCGCCAGCCGAUCUGCGCAACUUUUCGCUUCUCUGCCUGCUCUAUCUCCUGCAGGGCAUCCCGGUCGGUCUGGCGAUGGGCUCGGUGCCGUUCUUGCUCAAGAGCAAGCUGAGUUAUGGCCAGGUCGGCCUUUUUUCGCUCGCGAGCUAUCCGUACAGUAUGAAGCUGCUUUGGAGUCCUAUUGUUGACGCGAUCUACUCGCGCAGAAUCGGGCGGAGAAAAAGUUGGAUCGUGCCGAUUCAGACGGUGUCGUCGAUUAUGCUCCUGUGGUUGGGAUCACACGUUGACACGUUGAUGGAAGAUGCUGAGAAUCAUCUUGGAUUCAUCACUCUUGUAUUCUUCACCCUCGUCUUCCUCUGCGCAACCCAAGACGUCGCAGUCGAUGGCUGGGCGCUCACGCUUCUUUCGCACGCCAACCUCUCCUACGCGUCCACAGCCCAGACUAUAGGUCUCAACACCGGCUACUUUCUCAGCUUCACAGUCUUUCUCGCCUUCAACUCGCCCGAGUUUGCAAACAAGUACUUUCGCUCUGUGCCGGGCGACACAGGGCUUUUGUCGAUGAGCACGUAUCUUACGUUCUGGGGAUGGGUUUAUCUGAUUAUGACGAUCGCGCUUCUGUUUGGUAAGCGCGAGGAGAAGACGCGUGGCGACGCGCGCACGGGCAAGAGCGGUAUCAUGGACGUGUACUCUGCGAUGUGGAAGAUCGGCAAGCUCUCGAACGUGCAGCUGUUUGUCGGCAUCCACCUGAUUGCCAAAUUCGGCUUCCAGGCCAACGACGCGGUGACGAACCUCAAGCUGCUCGAGAAAGGAUUUUCGAAAGAGGAUCUCGCGCUGACGGUCUUGAUCGACUUCCCGUUCGAGAUCAUCUUCGGGUACUACGCCGCCAAGUGGUCUGUCGGCGACCGUCCUCUGCGGCCGUGGCUGUACGCGUUUGCCGGCAGACUUGGAUGCGCGCUUCUCGCGCAGGCACUGGUGAUGUGUUUUCCCUCGGGCGGGGUCGGCAACGGCUACCUGCUGCUCGUCAUUCUCGUGCACGUGCUGGGCUCGUUCAUGAGCACGGUGCAGUUUGUGUCGAUAAACGCGUUCCACACGCAGAUCGCGGACCCCGCGAUCGGCGGCACGUACAUGACGACGCUCAACACGGUGUCGAACCUCGGCGGGCAAUGGCCGCGCGUGCUCGUGCUCUUCGCGGUCGACUACUUUACGCGCGCCGACUGCGAGAUGGACGCGGCCAAGUCGACGGCCGACCAGCUCGACACGUUUGUGCCGUUCUCGUGCGCGAAGCAGGCCGACCGGCAAAAGUGCAGCGCGAUCGAGGGCGCGGCGUGCGUGAUGAAGGUCGACGGGUACUACAUCGCGAACCUGAUGUGUGUCGCUGUCGGCGGCGCGCUGUUUUUCACGGUGAUCCGCAAGAAGGUGGAGUAUCUGCAGACGCUGCCGCUGAGCAAAUGGCGCGUCGAGAAGUAGAUGGCGUUGUAUUUAUUCCAUUCCCAAACAGGACAUAGACACGGCUUCUGCAUCAUUGUACAUAAAAUAAAAAACAGAGUUUUGCGUCACCUUCCUAAUACGGAAUAGCGCAGUUCAGGGUCCCCAAACGCGCUCUCGCACAUUUCUCGGCGGCCGCCUGCAGUCUGUCUCUCUUCCUCGUCACCUUCUCUUGUGUUUGUAUUGUAUUGUAUUUGUUGUUGUUGUAGUUGUAUUGUUAUUGCAGCUGUAUCCUACUCUGCUUCUCUACUUCUUCUUCUCCUCUGUAUAUUUACCAUGCGCACCUC